Cygnus atratus (black swan) is the source of this 2805-nucleotide messenger RNA. RefSeq names its product adhesion G protein-coupled receptor G1 (gene ADGRG1). The record is from RefSeq and is a predicted model, not a curated record. NCBI's taxonomy places the organism in Eukaryota, Metazoa, Chordata, Aves, Anseriformes, Anatidae. Bases 190 to 2199 code for a protein of 669 amino acids. The transcript has 14 exons. Gene Ontology annotation, biological process: adenylate cyclase-activating G protein-coupled receptor signaling pathway; cell surface receptor signaling pathway. Gene Ontology annotation, molecular function: heparin binding; G protein-coupled receptor activity. Gene Ontology annotation, cellular component: membrane.
GGGGGGGCGGGGGUGGGCUGAGCCGUGCCGUGCCGUGCCGAGCCGAGCCGCGCCGUGCUGUUCCGAUAGGAGCCGUGCCGUUCCGAGCCGAGCCGAGCCGAGCCGCGCCGUGACAGCGUGCCCAGCCCGGGCCAGGCCCAGGCUCUGCUUUCUCCUGGGAGGCAAAGCCAAAGUCAAGAGCCACCUGUGAUGAAAGUCCUGCUCCUGCUCCUUCUCUCCCCCCUCCAAGGGGUGGGUGCAAGUGUCCACGAGGAGGAUUUCCGUUUCUGCGGAGAGAGGAACCAGACUGAGAGCAGCUCCGUCAUCUACAAGCACAGUCCUGCCAACAUCUCCAUUGAGAACACGGCCCAGGCACUAAUAAUAAAAAGUCCAUUUUUGCCAAGCAGGAGAAACUUUUACUACCAGUCCAGCUUGCCGCCCACUUUGGGCAGGUACCGCUUCUGCAUCUACUGGUUCAAGCCCAACAGGACCCUCUGGCUUGCAUACGGGAAGCAGAGCUUCCUCCUGGGCCAGGACCCACCCAGCAGCAUCACCCAGGAGAGGGACACACAGAAGACUGAAAGGACCAAGACCGCUAUCUUCAAUGUGUCUUAUGUCUUCAAGGGCCAGAAGAACACCUCCCUUGAGAGUGCAUCUGAAUACUUUUUCCCUGCCUCUCUGGAGAUCAUGCCCGUCUGGGAGCAAGACGUAGAGGGCCAGCUCGCUGCCCUGGACAGACUCCUUGCACAGGCGCCGGCCUCGGGUGCCACGGCACAGCGAUCACUUCGGCACAAACUUGGGGCCUUGGAGAGGAUGCUGGCGCAGGUGGAGCUCAAAGGGCAGAACCAGACCUUCGGGAAGGCCGCUCUGCGUGCCACCGUCCUGAGAGUCAGCACUGCGCAGGCUCCUCGGCACCUGGCCUUUGCUUCCCCAAGAGAGGAGAGCAGAGAGGUCCAGGGGUUCGCCGUGGAUCUGCCAAGCAGCUUGUUCGUGACAGCAAAGAAGGAGGUGGUGGAGCACAGGGUGCUCCUGGUGGACAUCAACAGCCAGGCCAUGUUCCAGGAUGAAAACAGCAGCCACAUCCUGGGUGACAAGGUGGUUGGCAUCUCCCUGGUGGACAUGGUGGUGGCCAAUCUCUCUGACCCGGUGGUCCUCACUUUCUUCCACAACCAACUGCUGAGGAAUGUGACCCUGCUGUGCGUCUUCUGGCAGGAGGACAGCACCGCCAGCUCUGGAAACUGGGAUAGCUAUGGCUGCACAACAGUGGAGGGGGAUAGACAGACGUACUGCAGAUGCAACCACCUCACCUACUUUGCUGUGCUAAUGGUAUCCUCUCCAGAGAUUACCUACAUACACAGAGACUAUCUGAGCAUCAUCACGUACAUUGGCUGCCUUAUCUCAGCUUUGGCAUCCAUUUGCACCAUCUUCUUCCUCUACUUCAGAAGCAAGCAGCGAGACCAGAUCACGAGCAUGCACAUCCACAUGAACUUGCUGGGUGCCAUCUUCCUCCUGGACUUCACCUUCCUCAUCUCAGAGCACUUGGCUGCCAGCAGCAGCGAGGCAGCCUGCAGAGCUGGGGGGCUGUUCCUGCACUUCUCCCUCCUGAGCUGCCUCACCUGGAUGGGCAUCGAGGGCUACAACCUCUACCGGCUUGUGAUCGAAGUCUUCAAUGCCUACCAUGACCACUUCCUCCUCAAGCUCUGCCUGGUGGGCUGGGGACUCCCCUUCUGUUGCGUGAUGCUGAUCUUCCUGACUAAUUGGACGAACUACGGCCCAUUCUCCAUUCCCAUGUAUGAAUCCAUUGGUGGAAAGUCCACCAAUGCAACCAUAUGCUGGAUCACGAGCCCCCUGAUCCAUAACGUGGUAAACCUGGGUUUCUUCAGCCUGGUAUUCCUCUUCAACUCCGUCAUGCUGGGGGCCAUGGUCCGGGAGAUCCUCCAGCAGAACAAGAAAGGCCACAAGCUCAAGCAUGUCCUAGCCCUCUUUGGUCUAAGCAUCCUGCUGGGCAUUCCCUGGGCACUGGUGUUCUUCUCCUUCACCUCCGGCAACUUCCGCCUUGUCUCCCUCUACAUCUUCACCAUCAUCAACUCACUCCAAGGUUUUCUCAUCUUUCUCUGGUACUGGACCAUGGUGCUGCAGGCAAAAAAGUCCUCCAACUCCCAGAGCAGCUCUGACAGCAUGAAACUGCAGCCUAACAGCAGCCAGAGCCACCCUGGCUGAGCCUCGUGCUGGCCAUGCCAUGGGGCUGCCUGGCCGGGGCUCCCCGCAUGGAGGGCAGCCAUAGCAAGCACCAGCGCCGGCCGCUUUGCUACUCACCUGCCCCAUGGGGCUGCUGGGAGCACAGGGAUCUGCAGUAGAGACCCCCAGCCCCUCGCCUCCACCAGCUCUGCAUUCCCCAUCACCAUGUCCCCUGAAGUAUCUGGGUGUCCCCAUCCCUGACUGGGUAUCCCCUACCUGCUCCCACAGGGACAGGGCUGGCUCCAGGGGCAUGACAGAGAGAUGCGCAGGGCUGUGGCAAGGGACAGAAGCAGGAGCAAGAACAGGCCCCCCAGCGCUUCCAGAUGUCCCCUGCAGUGCCCCAAGGCCUGUCCUCUCCCCAAGGAGGGACAGCAGGUGGGAAAGGCCCCGUUUUCAGGCCUUGCUGGUGGCCGCCAAGAGGGCCCUUCCCUGGUAAGACAGAAUAACCACCACUGCAACACCCUCUAGCAGCUGAAGUAAUCUAUUUUUGUUAUUUUGUUGAAUGUUUCUCUAUUUUUGUAUGGUGUAAAAAUUUAAUAUUUGUGCUCACACAUGAGACUUGUGCCCAUUAAAGUUGUUCCUGCUCUG